GCAUUCGUCAUUCUGUGUGCAGUGUUCUUCGGUCGUGGUUGGUCGCGUUUUUGUUAUUGUCCCUCCCCUCUCGAGAGCGGUUUUCCGCCUGCUGUGUGUGGAUUAAAUUAAUGUUUGCUAUUAGUGCGCAAUCAGCGCAGAGUUUUAUAUUGUUUCUCUCUCAUAGUGGAAGCGUGUUCAACGACGGUCCUUGAGAAUCCUUUUUGUACAGCUGUAAUAGAAAAUACGCAGUGUUGUGUUGAUCCGUCCUUCCGGUUGUCUCUCGGUAGUUCCGGAGGUCAUCCUCGUACUUCGUCGCCGUGUGCAAAACUUUCGGUGCAAAGUGCCAUCAGUUGGAACGGUUCGUUUUAUGUCUCAUAUAGCCGUAUAUUGAAGGUGCAGUGGCAGUAGGAUACUGGAUCAGUGUUUAAAUUGCGUGUAGAAGAGUUUGAUAACAGUUCGUUCCGAAUACGAAAAAAGAUUCCCUCGAAAGUGCGGUUUCAAGCGUUUCAAUACACGGGUUGGCAUAACCAUAAAGGUGUGCAAAGUGGUAAAGCAAAUCGCUUGGUCAAGGCGAAAAUCGGAUCGCAUCGUCGAAUAGCCAGCUAUACGGUGUUUGUGUGACGAGAAAUCGAUUUUAGUGGAUAACACCAGAGAGCGCGGAAGCGGCGCGCACAAACGGUUGCAAAAUUUACAAAUUACACAAAUCAUCAUCGUCGGCGAUGGCGGUGGUUCGCAAGAAACAGGAUGAUAAAGUGCUGAAAACCCUCCGGGAGCUGGUCUCCGUCGGAGGCAACAAGGAGUGCUUCGACUGCGGUCAGAAGGGGCCCACCUACAUCAACAUGACCAUCGGUUCCUUCGUGUGUACGACCUGCUCCGGAAUACUACGGGGACUGACUCCACCACAUCGCGUCAAAUCCAUUUCGAUGGCCACAUUCACACAGGAGGAAAUCGACUUUGUGCGGCAGAAUGGCAACGACACAUGCAGCAGGACGUGGCUGGGCCUGUGGGAUCCAAAGCGAGCCAUCAAACAGGAACAUCGAGAUUUUAUGAUCGACAAAUACGAAAGGAAGAGGUAUUACUUGGAACCUGCUAGUCCUCUAAAAUCCCUGCCAUCGAACACCACCAGCUCGACGACAUCGCUGUCUGCAAACAACGGUAUCAGCACCAGUAGUAGUAAUAUUAGCAGUAGGAACGGUGCCGAAAAUCUAGUGCCACUCAAGACUAUCACUCUAACUCCGCCCACGUCUCUACGACUUAGCCGAACAAAUUCAAACUCUAGCAGUGGCCUCAACGGAAACAGCAGUCAGGCGUCAUCAGCCGCCAGUUCCAGUACAAAUCUCAAGUUUCAGCAACAGUUCACCCCAGACGAUAGUAAUUUUUUCAGCGACCCUCCAAAAAUCUUGCCACCUACGCCGCAGAAGCACUCGAGCCAUCAUCAUCAGCGAUUGAAUGGAACCGUGAACGGAAGCGCAUUCGAGCGUAGUCAGAAAAAUGGUUUACUCACCAGUGCCACCAAUGGCCACACUAAUAGCAGUAGCAACAUCAACAGCAACGCCAACAAGUUCACGCCCGACUCGGACUUUGUGGCAGAUUUCAGCAAUGCAAACAUUGUCAGUGUCAACGGUGUGACUACCGCCAGCAAUGGAUUGAAAAAUAGCGGCAAUCACAAGUUAAGCAAUGGUUUCAAUGAAAAUGGAAAUCUUCCCAAUGGGUAUCACACGAAUCAGAACGGAGUAGUCGGCACUGGGCAAACCAACGGUGAAAUGGAAAACUUUGCAGAUUUUGAGCACAAUACGAUUUACAAUGCGGCCGGUAACGUGAGUAGUGGAUCAUUCUUCAGCAAUAGUAAUAGCAUUGAUAGCAGCACUACAAACAGCAGCAGCAGUACAACCAGCGUCAACAGUAUAAAUAACGAUAUAUUCAUCAAUAACUACAGUUUGUUGAACAGUAACAAUAGUGCCAACAAUAACACCAACGUCAUAGGCAACAGUGGGGGUGGAUCUGAUCUCUCGAAUCUAAACGGCAAUCAGUUUAUGGCAUUUGGUGAUUUCCAUCCGACCGCAGGAGGAGGUGGCUCGUUUUGUAGUGGGCCGACUGCCCAACGAACGAACGGUUACAGCUACUUUCAAAACUACCAACCUGGAACAGGUGGUACUGGCAGUAGUAGUCUGAACUUCACCUCCUCUGCUAACAACGCCACCAACAACUGCACUGGUAACGUCCAAUGGAAUCUGUGGCAACAGUUCAAUCAGUGGCCACCCCACGAGCCACAGCCCAUAUUUGGUAGUAUGGGCAGCUUGAGCGGCAAUAGCCAAAGUAAACCAUCAUCAACUAGUUUAAUAAGGUCUCAUCAGCACCAACCACAACAUCAACAGAACCAUCAGCAGCAGCAGCAUCACAGCUCGAAUCAGAAUCGAUGGAGUCUUCCGAUAUCCGGUAAUGCGAAAUCCUCCACAGCACAAAGCUCAGCAACGCCGUCCGUAGAUAGAUACGCAGCCCUCAAGGAUUUGGAUGACCAGUUUCGGGAAAUUAAGUUCGAGAAUGAAACAAACAAUAACAACACCAACGGCACAUCCAGCAGUACGAGUAGUGGGCUAAUUAAUGGCAACCAUGUUAACGAUGUUCAUCAGACAUCCACAGCAAAUCCCUUCAAGACAGCAAAUCCGUUCCAACAACAAGCACAGCAGACGCAAACGCUGAGCUGGACCAUACCGGGAACGACGCCACCAACGACAGGGACAUCAAGCAAUGGUUUCUACGCAACGUCACCGUACCAGAACGGAUUCGUGCAUCCGCAUCUGCAGAAUGGAAAUGUGACGAACGGGGUCGGGUUCACCAAUGCCUUCCAUCAUCCGUCCGCCGCUGUCCCGACGGUUGUGCCACAAUUCAACGGCACUGCGACGAAUCAUUUCGGGCACUUUGGUAAUCCGUUCAUGACUGGUGCCACAACCGUAACGUCCAAAUCCAACAACCCUUUCUUAUGAGUGCACUCGUAGGACAUGCGAUGCAAUGCCAGCGGCGGCCAAAAUCCCCCACAUAUAGCCUAUCCCUGUACCGUAAGUGGUAGACGGAUGUGCAUUCAAGAUUUUACAAUGGGAUCUUAGACAGAGAUGAUGUACAGAAUAGCCAGCCGAAGCUGUCGCAAACUACAUUUAUACACUGGCAAGCCGACAGGCAUGAUUUCAUUAGAGCAACAAAUAACACAGGAGUGAUACAUUGUUUUUUUUACUGAGAGGGAGGUAAAAUCGAAUUGGCAGUGCGUAAAUUCGAAGGAGCUGUACAUCUGUAAAUUUAUGAUUCUGUUUUAGGAGCGUGAUUUUGGAGAAAGAGCGUGAGGUUUUAGAAAGUGAUAUCGACAUGAAUGAGACUGCGUGAUGAUUGCCAGUUGAGGGACGAAGAAAGAACAGUGUGCGUAUUUGCCAAUGUGCCGAAUAAUGCAGUGAUAAAUUCCAUUACACAAAUUGACUGUAUGGGGGUGAAUAUGAACAUUUUUUAUCUGUGUUUCAUUGUUUCUACUUAUUCUUUUUUUAUAAUAAGCAAAUGUAGAGGUUUCGUUUUAAAGAAAACAGGUUGACUGCUGGAUCGGAAGGAAAGUGCUGACUUAUUAACUUUUUUAUACGUUUUUUGUGCAGUGAUAGAAGACAUAUAUUACUUUUUUAUUUGUAUCCCGAUCAGCUGCGAGAGUGAAAGAGUGAAAAAAAAAUAAGUCGUUAGUAAUCCUAACACGAAAUAUCUGUAUCGCAGACUCAUUAAGUUAAAUUUUCUGUAGCGCAGGCUUUUUACAACAUUUAUAAUCCGACUGCAUAUUAUUACUUAUUAAUAAAAUAUCAAUGCCCAUGUUGAUUUCUAAUUCUAAUAAAGCGAUAAUCUAGAAUUUUUUCAUUAUAUGUAUUUGAAAUUGUGAUUCCAAUCCUGUAGUUUACUCUUUUUAAAAGUAGUUUGAUUCUGUUUGAUCUAUUUACUAUGGAUCAAACUUACUAUGGAUCAGUUUGAGAUAUUGACGAUACCUAAAACAAUAUUUAAGAUAGUCAGUAGCCUUCAAAACACGUCAAUCAAGAUUUUUUUCCCAAUUUAAGUAGUGUGAUACAUCAUAGAUGAAUCUUUUAUUAUCAAAAAACUCCCGGACUUCGAUAAAAUUUUCAGGGAUUUCACAAAGAAUCCAUAAGAUCCGCUAAAAAGUUUUCAGAUUUCCCUAGGACUUUAGAGAUUCCGCUCAGAUUCCUGAAGAUUUCUGUGGAAAUCUAUGUGCUCUUCAUCCGACAUACAAAUUAUAUUAACCCAAAUUAAAAAACUAUCAAACUGGUAUAAAACCACGAACGACGUGUACGUGAUUAACUCAAAAAUUUACUUAGUUAAAGGCUAAUGAAAGUGUUCAAACUUGGUGAUAAUGAUUCAUAAUGCGAUCGAAUCAUCAUUCGGAAAAAAAGGAAAGGAGCUCUCUUUCGAGGUAUUUCAUAAGGACGGUCGCUUGAAAAUCUUAAGUGACGCAUCCUUAGUAUCAAAUUCUAAAUUUUUACUUUUGACGCUACACACAAAAUUGAUCAAAAAUACUAUUAAACCAAAUCUGUAAGCACUUAGAUAGUAGCUUCGAUUUCCGAAUAGAUCGAGCUAUUGACUGACUUGAAAUGACAAUGACACAUUGUUUCGAAAUUAUAUCAUGUGACCAGUUUUCUUCUGAAUGGGAAACUUUGCAAUCACUAGGAUUAUCAUACGCCAGAGAAUAUGUUGUUUUCGGUUGUGAAACUUUUCCUCCUUUUCCCAGAAUCAAUUUCUUCAAAAUGUAAAUGACUUUGAUGUAAAGGGUAAAGUAUCACAAUCACUUAUUUCAUUCUGGUUCUAUUCUGCAAAUCGGAUGAGACGGAACAAGUUUAUCUAAUCGCAACGGAAUCGAAAUGAUCAUGAUGAGAAACGUCGUUUCAGCAGAAUCAUCAUUACUCCGAUUCGCAGAAUAGACCCAAGCGUGUUGAUGGCACCUUUUCUUUUCCAUCGUAGCUCAAUCGUCGUUUGCUGGAACAAAUAGAAUUUAGUUUGAGCUAAAUCACACGAAUCAUAGGGGUCAAGCUACUUAGUUCUUUGAGGGUCGUUCUGGUGAAAUACCAAGGGUGAGUAAAAGGUGUUGGAAAAUAGAUAACAUGGAGGUGGGUAAAUAGGAGAACCGCGAUAAAUUAGCAAGACAGAAAAAAUCUGAAAUUAGCCAAAAUAUAGGCCCAUGCGGUCAUGUAAAACCCUGUCAUGUCUAAACUAUCUUGAAUUUUUGAUCCCUUGUCAGCUUCAUUCAGUAUCAAGCAGUCAGCCUGGCCAGUUGUAAAUAGAUCUACAACUAAUUAUUUACCCUUAAUUUUCUCCUAAUCAAUCAAAAAAGAUUUUUAAACCAAAUAUAGAGAAAUGAAAAAAGUAUUGAGGAAACGUCGCCAUAAUCAACAACACUUAAUCAACUCGAACAUUUACAAUAAAUCAAGGGGUUGUGUAGAUGAAGCACUUACUCAACAUACAAACACAUAAAAUCAUACAUAACUAGCAGUCUAUACACCCAAUUCCUUGUUCAGUGAUAAAAUCGUGACCGUAUGAUAUAAGUCGUUCAAACAAUUAGUCAUACACACAACGUUUCGAAAAUAAAACUCGAAUUCUGCACGCCGUUUUACUAAUACCUACAUUUUAACAAGAUUAGAAAGAUUCUGUCCAUUACGAACAAAACUUAGAAAAGCCCGAAAAGUUAUCGUUCAAUCACGUGAUAUGUCAACUGAAAUAAAAACUAUGCUCAAAUACAAGAAAAUUUACACAAACAUGAAAGAUAACGGUAAAGUUCCGACUCACGUCGGAUUCUCAAACUGAAAAAACUCUACAAAGCUUAAAAGUUGUAAAAACGUAUUUAAAUUUCAAAGAUAAAAAAUGCUUGUGUGGCCUUACAUAACCGAAGAGUUUUAACACAAAUGUUUCGCAGUGGUAGUCAAGAGUGCAAAUCUAACUUUAACAAAGGUAUAAUAAAGUAAUAUUUCAGUUCAGUUUCCUCUGACAUGCUAGCAACUUAUUUUCUCAGAUAAACAUUAUCAAAACGUUGAUAGACAUUCGAGAGUUUAAACCCGAUCCUUUCCUAUUGUUAAAACGUCCCCACAAUAAUGUUUCACGACUGGCAUAGCCAUAUCUAUCGGGCACAUACAGUGAGCUUUCAAGGAUGCGCCUUUGAUUGAUGCUUUUGCUGAUUGUUUUAGUGCGAUAAAUUUUUGAAGCAUUUUUGACCUACUCGGAAAUAAAGCUUAAAGCGAACAACUAUUGAUCAAAUUUGUCGUAGAUUUCUUAUCUACGCGUAGGACGUAGUUUACCAUUCUGUAGCUUAAACAAAUUCCUUAGCUAGCUUAGUCUAGCUCUUAUUAACAAAAAAACGACGAAACAUAGAAUGAAUUUUAAGUAUAUUUUAAUUCGUAUGUUAACUCGGAAUCAAUCAAAUGACACAGAAGAUGUUUUCUUAACGUUGCUCUCGCUUUUCCUCGUUUUUUUUUUUCUAAUGAAAUGCUAAGAGUCAUUUACAAAGUAGAAAAUAGGUCAUGAUGGGAGAACACAAACGUUAAGUAACAAUAUUAGAGUUAAUCUGUUCCACACAAACAUGAAAUCCUAUACCUAAAUAACACGACUAACUCAGAAAUUCCGGUUAUUCGCGAGAUUAGAGCAUGGUUUGAACAGUUUUAAAUGUUAUUACUCCGCAAAAAAAAAUGUUAGUAGUAUUCAUAGUGAAGGGGAAGAACAAAUUACUAUCUACAGUUAAACACAUAUGUAAAAAUGUUUAAAUAACAAAGAUAAUGAACAAUGUUUCAAAUGCCGUAAAUGAAUAAAAAGUUAAUAUUUAAUAUUUAUAA
Messenger RNA from Aedes aegypti (yellow fever mosquito), 6833 nucleotides. It is a transcript of the gene drongo, whose product is annotated as arf-GAP domain and FG repeat-containing protein 1. Gene Ontology annotation, molecular function: GTPase activator activity. Lineage: Eukaryota; Metazoa; Arthropoda; Insecta; Diptera; Culicidae. The coding region runs from base 702 to 2966 and encodes 754 amino acids. The record is from RefSeq and is a predicted model, not a curated record. The transcript is spliced from 8 exons.